AUGCCCUGGACAUCGGAGAGGCCCAGCUCCACAGGAAGCAAGAGCAGGGAAAGCACCACGGUGACUGUGACGAAGAGGGUGGGCCUUGAGUCCCAACCACUCCUGGCUCAGGAUGGUUCUGCUCUGCAUUCCAAGGACCACGAGGGAUACAACACGAUCACCAUGAUGAAGCCUGAGAGAGACCCGAUGAAGUCGGCUCAUCCCGUCAUGAUGCUGGAGUCCAGCAAGAAUCCGUUGCAUUCGAUGAGCACAGAAGUUCAGCUUGUCUGUUUCUGCUCAGGGUGGGUAAUGUUCUUAGAGGGGAUCAACGGCAUGUCGGGGUUGGCCACGAGCUACUUCUUUAAGGAGACUCUCAAGCCCUUGUACGGAUUCAUAUCGGACGCAUACCCGAUCUGGGGGUAUAGGAGGAAACCUUACCUCCUCAUCGCGGGCAUCCUGGGGAGCAUCUCCUGGUUCCUCAUGUCCAAGUACGUGACCACCGUCUUCCUUAGUGGCAUCUGCAUGACUCUCGGCUCGGGGGCCAUCGCAGUGGCCAACGUGAUCGCCGAGGCGAUGGUGUGUGAGAAGAGUCGAGGGGAGACGCAGGAGUACGCAUCCAGGCUUCAGAGCAUCAUAUACACGGGUCAAGCGGUUGGCUCGAUCAUCGCUGCAUGGACAGGAGGAUAUCUCUUGACGUUCAUGUCUGAUCGCCAGGUGUUCCUCUUGGUUGCAAGCUUCCCGCUGUCGUUGAUUGUCAUCGCAUUCAUUGUUCCGGAAGAGAGAUACCACGGGAACCAUGUUAAGGAGCGAAGUGAAAUCAACGACAAGCUGCUGCAGCUGUGGAACGCGUUCAAACAGCCGCAGAUAUGGAGGCCUUGCGCAUUCAUCUUCAUGCUCAAUGCCACACCGGCUACGGGAGCGACCUGGUUCUACUUCUACACUGACGUGCUCAAGUUUUCAUCGGAGUUUCUCGGAACCAUCGGCCUGGUCGGGUCAUGUUUCACUCUCGCUGGAGUCUUUCUCUUUGACGCAACGAUGCGCAAGGCGUCCUUCAGGCCUGUCUUUCUUUGGUCCACCAUUGUCAGCACCAUCCUCGGCCUCUCUCAGCUCAUCCUCGUCUUCCGAUAUAACCUCGUCCUGGGCAUCCCCGACUCGGUCUUCUGCUUGGGUGAGAGCGCCAUCCUGUCCAUCGUCGGGUGGAUCUGUACGAUGCCGGUGCUCGUUCUGGCCGCAAGGUUGUGCCCCGAGGGGAUGGAGGGGACGAUGUACGCGCUGAUCAUGAGCAUCAACAAUCUCGGGGGGAUCGUGGGUUCACAACUAGGGGCCGUCUUGACGACCUGGUUGGGAGUGACUGAGCAGAAUCUGGGCAACUUCUGGCUUCUGGUGCUGAUCUGCAACUUGUCGACUUUUCUUCCUCUGCUGAUCAGAUCCCUACCCACAGCUUUUAUCAAUUGGAUCCCCGAGGACGAUCCUCAGGUGCUCGAGGAAACCACCGCACAGGCAUCGGAGGUGGACAUCAAGAGCGGUCUCGUCUGA
Messenger RNA from Guillardia theta CCMP2712, 1515 nucleotides. RefSeq lists its product as hypothetical. The coding region runs from base 1 to 1515 and encodes 504 amino acids. NCBI's taxonomy places the organism in Eukaryota, Cryptophyceae, Pyrenomonadales, Geminigeraceae. Gene Ontology annotation, cellular component: membrane. The record is from RefSeq and is a predicted model, not a curated record. The transcript has 5 exons.